Alternaria burnsii is the source of this 2187-nucleotide messenger RNA. RefSeq lists its product as uncharacterized. Lineage: Eukaryota; Fungi; Ascomycota; Dothideomycetes; Pleosporales; Pleosporaceae. Gene Ontology annotation, biological process: regulation of glycogen biosynthetic process. The transcript is spliced from 2 exons. Gene Ontology annotation, cellular component: protein phosphatase type 1 complex. The record is from RefSeq and is a predicted model, not a curated record. The coding region runs from base 1 to 2187 and encodes 728 amino acids. Gene Ontology annotation, molecular function: protein phosphatase 1 binding; glycogen binding.
AUGCCUUACACUCCCCCUUCCCAGCGGUCGCCGGCCUCAUCCAAGACUAACAGUCCCACCCUGAGCCGGAACCACUCCUAUGUCGAUCAGGCUCCCCGCUCGCCAGCCACAUCGCAACGCCCCUCGCUGCCCCGCUCCGUCUCAUCAACCUCAUACCUGGCCAAGUCGCGUCGGUCGCCGUCAUCUGUCACCAACGACAACACCGCCGCAAACGGCCAACAAGGAACUGGAAGCGUAGACAUCAAGUCUGACGCUAGCCGCCAUGGACCUUCAACUAAUGGUAGCCUCCGUCCGUCUCCUCCUCCUGUGAACGAUCUUCUGAUUCCGUCAGGUGCGAUCACGACUCCUCCUGAUUCCUCGGACGAUGAAGAGCGCGGUCGUAGUAUCGGAGACCUACGUGAACUCCAACAGGCACUCCAGCACAUUGACCAGAAACGGAUACCUUCGCCUACUCGGGAAACAACGGAGAACGUAAAGCAGCCAAGGCCACAACCUCCUGUCACUCUGGCGCGCACACUAUCCGCAGAAGCACGCAAGAUUGCACACUCGCGGUCCUCUAGCGAGAUCAUGCUUUCACAACACAUGAUCCAUCCCAUCAGCACUGAAACAAUCAUCAGCUCAUCAGAUGGCAGCGAUGCCGAGGACGAGGAGCUGCGGAUAAAACCGCCGCUACUGCGCAAGAAGUCUGGCGAGCUUGUCAAACCUGCUCUUCGACCCCCGUCCCGCCGCCGCCCUUCAAGCAUGCCUGGUACCCCAACCUACUCCAAAGCAGUCCACUUCAAUGAGGACAUUGAGCAGGUUAGGCAUUUCCUCCAGGUUGACCGGCCCAUCGCUGUCAGUGCGGGCUCAUCCCCCGUUGAGACUUACGACAGUGAAAGCGAGUAUCCCUUUGGCGAAGACUCGCGCUCCAAGACACCUGAAUGGGAGAUCAAGCUGAUGAACUUCCCUACACAAGAGACAUAUGAGAGGCAAACAGCACCUGUUCGCGUGGAGCGAAUCUUCCUUGCCUCGGAUCACCAGACGCUGGUCGGCAACAUCGCAGUAGCUAACCUCUCCUUCCACAAAUUUGUUGUGGCUCGAUUCACAUUAGACUACUGGAAGACCACCUCGGAGGUGGUUGCUGAGUUCAACCAGGAUGUUCGCAAGAAGCAGAAGGAGGACGGUUACGACCGAUUCAACUUCAAUAUCAAGUUGGCUGACCAGGCAAACCUCGAAUCCAAGACUCUGCUACUGUGUGUUCGGUACCAGGUUAACGGCCAAGAGUACUGGGACAACAACAAGUCGAUGAACUACCAGGUUGACUUCUCAAAGAAGAUCAAACAUCGUGAGAGCAAGCGCCCGACUGCCAGUCUCGGCGCUGUUCCUCGUAGCCGACACUCACCUUUGGCUCCUCGCCCACGUUCCAUGCCUGCUGCUUCUUUCGACGACGACUUUGGUCACGACAACGAGACCAGGUUUCAGUUUGGUAGCGGCCGUGCCAUCAUUGCUGAAUCACCCAACUCGUCGAUCAAGCUCAAGCCUAGGAGCAAGCGUAGUAGCAUCUACACAGCCCAGACCUCAUCUCGUCCACAAGUCGCUCAGGCCUUUGCCUCUCGCUAUGACUUCGGUGCCUCCCUGUCGGCUGCUCUUUCCACUGCCCAGACGGCACUUGGUGACCGCAGCGGACUCAAGGUAAACACCCACGGCAAGAUGAACAACGGUUACUUCGACCGCCCGGCCCCCGCUGUCAAGGCGCCCGCUUCUACUGCCCCUAUCCCUGGUACUCGCCCCGACUCUCUGACGCUUGAGAAGCCCGAUCUUGAGUCUGCCGAGUACAACGAGUUGAUCCAGAAGUUCUGCUUUUUUGGCACACCGACUGGUAAAACUUCUCCUAACGUCACUACGCCUUCGACAAAGAACGCACAUGGCGACGGAGCCCAGGAUUACGUGCUCACCCACACUACUGGAAGCAAUCAGUCUUCGGCUACAAGCAGUCCUCCAUCGCCUGCCAUGCCCCUCAUGGUUGACGGCGCGAGUGACCUUGUCACCCCUCGAAGCUCAUCACCCUUUGUUUCUCAUCAACCCUCGUCUGGGCCUCUUACCGGCUACUCACCCGAGGAUCAAUACACCCCUCAAUAUCAGUACGGCUACAGUAUGCCAAGCGGCGUCUUCAUCGAGCGUAGCCAUACACCCCAGGCUUGCGUUUAA